AGUCAUGAGGUGUGGAGGCAGGCCCUCAAGGGGCGUUUGACUACUAUCCCGCUUCGAAAUCCACAACGCAUACUGGACAUGGGCACAGGUACGGGAAUUUGGUCUAUUGACAUGGGCUACUUGUAUCCUUCGGCAUUUGUCAUUGGGACCGACGUCUCACAAAUCCAGCCCAGCUGGGUACCUCCUAAUGUCAAGUUCAUCAUGGACAACUUUAAUGCAAGUGUAUACAGAGAAGUGAAGACGUACGACAUGAUACAUAUGCGCGACCUCCUUGGGUGUGUUGAAGACUGGCCGAGUUUAAUUGCCAAAUGCUUUAGAUCGCUCGAACCAGGUGGCUGGCUGGAGGUAGCCGAGCCUAGUAUUCAUAUACUACCGUUUGAUCCUUCAGGCCCCGUGCCUAUACCUGCAUUCUCUGACUGGGCAAAUACAUUCGUCAAGGCCGGCGAAGAGACCGGCAUGAGCUUUGAUGUAGCCUCGAAUAUUGCGGGGUGGUUGACAGAGGCUGGAUUUGUGAACGUCAAACUGGAGAAAAUAACAGUCCCAGUAGGUAGAAAGACUCAGCUUGGCCGAUACAAUCAAGCGAGACUGCAUUAG
Molecule: messenger RNA, 594 nt
Organism: Amorphotheca resinae ATCC 22711
Lineage: Eukaryota; Fungi; Ascomycota; Leotiomycetes; Helotiales; Amorphothecaceae
Exons: 4
Molecular function (GO): methyltransferase activity
Source: RefSeq, a predicted model, not a curated record